CAAGAGAAUUAUAAUUUUUGUUUUGUUAUCAACAAUGGCUUCCGAGCAAGCAAGAAGAGAGAAUGUUACUGAUGAAACGAAACUCCAACUUGAGAAAGAUAGAGUUAAUAAAAUGGCUAGUCAUUUUGAGUCUCUAGCUGAUAAAGUUCAUGAGGAUACAGAAACUUCUCCUGAUGUUGUUCAUGUCAAGACUACUGUUACUAGUAGUGUUCCUUAUCAAGAACAUCAAACAGAGAAGCAACGAUCAUCUGAUAUAAUGGAUAAAACUCAAGAGAGGAAGCAACAAGUAUUUCAAGAGAAACCAGGCGGUGUUAAAUUUGGAGUUCAGGGCCAAGAACACGAAGAUUCCGACAUAAACAGAGGAAAACAGAGCAAAGGUGGUGCUGAAGAGACGAAAGGUGGUCCAUCAUUGGAGGAAAUUUCUCAGUACAGAGCAACAGCACAGGAGAAUUCGAUGAACGCGAUAAGGGCUGCUGAAGAGCGGUAUGAAAAGGCAAAGGAAAUGGGUGGUUCUACAUUGCAGAAUGUUAAAGAAUCUGCAACUCAUGGACUUGGUGCUACGGGUACUUAUGCAGCAGAAAAGGGUGCACAAGCUAAAGACACCAUUACUCAAGGCCUGCAAAAGGGAACUCAAUAUGUUGCUGAAAAAGCUGGAGCUGCUAAAGACGUCGCCCUCGAAAAAGGCCAACAAGCUUAUGCUGCAACUAAGGAUACCCUUUCGGGUGCCGGACAAACUGCAGCUCAAUCAGCUCAACAAGCUAAAGAUUACACUAUGGAAAAAACAGGGGAUACCAAAGAUUACACAAUGCAAAAAACAGGGGAAGCUAAAGAUUUUGUAGCCCAAAAAAGAGGGGAUACAAAAGACUACACUUCACAAAGAACAGGGGAGGCCAAAGAUUAUGUUGCUCAAAAAACAGGGGAAAUUCAAGAACAGAGCAAAGGUGCAGCAAGUUAUGUAGGAGAAAAGGCAGCACAAGUUAAAGAUGUUACAUUAGAAACAGGGAAAGGCGCGGUAGGAUACGCAGGGAAAGUAGCAGAAACAGUGAAGGACAAAGCGGUUGUAGCUGGAUGGGGAGCUGCACAUUUCACUGCUGAAAAAGCUGCAGAUGCAACUAAAGCUAUAGCUGGUGUUACUUCUACUGUUGCAGGGUAUGCCGGAGGAACGACGGUGGCCGCGAAGGAUUUGGUUGUUGAUGCUGGAAAGAAAACAGUGGGAUUUGCAGAGGAUACGUUGGCUGCUGCGAAGGAUUAUGUAGUUUCAGCUGAGGAAAGUGCAGCAGAGUAUGCAGCUAGGAAAAAAGCAGAAGCAGAGAGAGAAUUAGAAGCUAAGAAAUUACAAGAAGACACCAAGGGAGAAAACAGAAGAGGGUUUAUUCCAGGAGAAAAGGUUGAAAGAAGAAAGGAGAAAACAGAAGAAUCCUACUUCGAGGAAGAAGAGGAGUCGGGAGUCGGAAAAGAAAGCAAGCCGGUGGAAGGUGCAGCGGUGGUGUUGCAAGCCAUUGGCGAAACUAUAGUUGAGAUUGGGAAAACAACUACUGAACUUGUUGCAGGUCGCGGUGGAGAUGAACCAGUUGUGGGAAUUGAGAAAGAGUCUACUACCACAAUCAAGAAAACUUGAGAUGACAUAUAUCGUUUCGUUUUGAUUUGGUUUUCGAUUGGUUUUGUUUUUCUGGACUAUUGAAUAAUAAUUAGCAUAAAUCGCGUAGACUUGUGUACUAUGUAUGUUCUCAUGUUAAUAGUAGUGUUGUUCUCUUGUC
This is a messenger RNA of Solanum tuberosum (potato), 1757 nucleotides long. RefSeq names its product seed biotin-containing protein SBP65-like. The transcript is spliced from 2 exons. The record is from RefSeq and is a predicted model, not a curated record. The coding region runs from base 35 to 1618 and encodes 527 amino acids. NCBI's taxonomy places the organism in Eukaryota, Viridiplantae, Streptophyta, Magnoliopsida, Solanales, Solanaceae. Gene Ontology annotation, cellular component: cytosol. Gene Ontology annotation, biological process: cold acclimation.